Anopheles bellator is the source of this 6321-nucleotide messenger RNA. RefSeq lists its product as uncharacterized. The transcript has 12 exons. Lineage: Eukaryota; Metazoa; Arthropoda; Insecta; Diptera; Culicidae. Gene Ontology annotation, biological process: actin cytoskeleton organization; signal transduction; regulation of Rho protein signal transduction. The record is from RefSeq and is a predicted model, not a curated record. The coding region runs from base 1 to 5022 and encodes 1673 amino acids. Gene Ontology annotation, molecular function: lipid binding; protein binding; GTPase activator activity.
AUGAAACCCAUGGGCAAAUCCGGUCCCAGCAUCACCGGUAAUACCAAUAUCAAUAACAACAGCAUUGUUCACGAUGCUGCCGACUCGGAUUUGCUCCUCUGCACGGCGACGGCAGCGCUGCGCGAUCGCCACCCGCCCGUUGCGGCGAACGGUGGUAUCCGCAGUCAGCAGCAGCAGCAGCAACAACAUCAGCAUCACAACGAGGAUCGAAGCGUACCGAAGCAACAGCGCUUUCAGCCGCAGGCGGCGGAAACUCUGCGUUGCCUAGAAACGCGCAGCGUCGCAUCCCAGGUGCGGUCAGCUGCUCCUGCUCAGAUCGUUGCCUGGAAUGGAGGGUUACGGGCCAAUUUCACGGAAACGCCGAAAGAAACAGCGGCCAGCGUUGACGUGACGGAUGGUGGUGGUGCCGUCAAACUGGUGCCGACCGCGGAGAUCGAAGUAGAUGAUCCCUAUGCGGAGCUGGAACGGAUCUUGGAAAAGGCUCAGGCGGAAAUAUCGGAAAUGUUCGCCCAAACCGUGCGAGCGGAAAAAAUGAAGGCGGUCGCCACAUCCGUCCCUUCGCCGGAGCCAGAAGACGGAAGUCAAGUAAGGCGAACGAGCGACUCCGAACAGGCACGCCGUGAUGACCGCGGCAGGGAGGUACGAAGAGAAGGAAGUAGUGGCUUACAGCAGCAGCAGCAGCAGCAACAUCACCAAGAGCACGCUAGUCAACACAGAAAGUACGCUACCAUUCCGCAUGCCAGUGUGGCAACAACGCCGUCCCGCAAUGCCGCCUUUGCCAGGCGAACGGCAGAGGAGGGUGAAGCGAAACGGACCAGAAACACGCUCGAUCCCCGGUAUCGAUCGACCGAACUGGAAGUGGUCAGUGCAGCGGCGACGACGGGAGCUGCUGGAGGACGAGGGACAACCCCGGCGGCAGCUUCAUCUGCUUCCAGUUUGCUGCUGCAAACGUCAAGCGAUUCCAGCAACAACGGAUACGGUGGGCGGACGGAACUAUCCGACAGUUUGUCCGAUGAUAUGAGCCUCCUGGAUGUCGGUGCACCGUACACCGAUGGCGCGCGGGACGACUGUGCUGGAGAUGAUGAGACGACUUCCGAUGAGAUGGUUAUGCACUCCUUCAAGUGCCACCAUCAACAUCCAUCCGGUCCGGCCCCAGGAACAACGAUAGCCGCGACGACGACAACGACCCCGGCGACGGUCUUCAGGUCUUCAGGGUUUUACCGCAAACAUACCGAAUCGCCCCCGAGCGACAGGAGUAUGAAGACGAGCACCAACAGCCUCCCGUCCAUGGCAGGCACCGCCCAUCGCAAUCUGGCGUUGCACCUAAAAUUCAAAACCCAUCAGAGUGCGAUCGAUGCGAAGCGAAAGCAAUUUUUCCUCGCCCUUGACCAGGAACCGUUCCAACCGCUCAAGUCCAACAUGGCGGAUCUUCCGUCUCCGAGCAGUACGUCGCUGCACAGUGGCCACAACCAUCUGAUCGCGGAAGAGCUCGGCUCCAAGUCCAGCUCUGCGCCGGUGCUGCUGAAGGACGAGGAAAAUGGUCUCACCGUGCAACGGGCUAAUCUGCGUUACUCGAGAUCACAAAGCGAUCGUCAUCUAGCUGAAAUCGAAGCCAUCGAAGCGUGUCGCUGGCUACGCGCGGCUGGAUUCCCGCAAUACGCGCAAAUGUAUGAAGAUCACCAGUUCCCGAUCGAUGUGGAGAACGUGGAGAAAGACCAUCCGUUUCUGGAGAGUGAUCCGCUUCAGUCGCUGUUCCGUCGGCUGCACACGCUCAAUCGGUGCGCAAACAUGCAUCUUGAUGUGCACCAGCACCACCACACACCAAAACCGUCGCAACGCGAGGAUUCGGACGACGACAGUUGCGCGCUCAGUGAGGCGUGGACUUUUCAGCACAACAGCCGGCGCUGGUCACGUGUGGACGAUGCGAUCGGUUUGGUGAGCGUGAUCGCCAACAAGCAACAAAAGUCAUCCGGUCCGACGAAAGACGCCCCUACCAAAGGUCCGACCGAUUCGAUCGAUUCAGCAACCGCGGCCUCGAACGGAUCACGCCAUUCGCGCGCCAAACACGGCGGGACUGCCCUGGUGCGCGCCGAAGAUCACGAAAAGCUGUGGCUCGAGGGCGGCGGAAAGAUCACAAUCGGUGUACCGUCCGAUACGGAUUCACAGGACGAUAGUGCCGGGGCGGUGCACCUGCGACGCACCGGUAGCGAGCGGUUGAAGGACGGUGCCAAAGCCAUCCUGCGGCGCGUUGAGUCGAUAAAAUCGCGCCGCCGAAAGAAGCAGUACCGCGAUGGAUUAAUCAUCCUGGCGCCCCAUGCGAACAAUCACCUUUCCCCGCAUCACCACCGGGGCGCCGAUGGCGAACUCAUCAUUGGCCCGGACAUCAUGUCCUACUCCAAUCCCACUUCGCCGCGUCCGUCCGCCGAGAUGCUGCAGUUUGACGACGGACUGGCGAUGAUGGGUCGUCACAAGAAUCUCUUCUCGAUGGAACCGGCGUCGGGUGACGGGCAGGAGCGCAAUCUGCUUUCGCCGUAUAUGCCGAACGCGGCGAACGCUUGGUCACCGGUGACACCGCUGAUGCAACGAGGCGGCAGCGGCGGCGAUCGCAACACGCCGAACGUGUUGCUUCCGUUCCAGGUACAGCUCCAGCAGCAGGAAGCUCGCUCCGGUGACGAUUCUUCGUCCAUCUGCAGCGAAGACAGUGGCGGCGGUCCGGGAGUUGAGUUCGAUUCGGCACCCCGGCACACUGGUGGUGGCGGCAGCGGCCGGGGAGAGAAGCUACGGUCAAAGUACGCGCGGACUAAGAAAGCGUUGCGCAGCAAAGUGAUCGCGAGUACGGUGGACGAUUAUCGUGAUUCGUGCGGUGGUGGUACCCUGUCCGACUCGGAGUAUCAAUCCAAGCAACGUCGCUCGAAGAUCAAGGUUGAGCUUGAUCGGGACACCGGUGCCAGUGUGACCACCUCCUCCGGAUCGCCGGCAGGGACGGCGCCGAAAACAAACAACACCACCAACAGCACACUGGCACCGCCAGUCACUUCGUCGAAGCUGCACCGCGGAGGAUCGCUGAACCUCGGUAAAGCCUCCAAGCGAUAUCGUGACGCGUUCAGCAACCGGUCCGUGCGGCACAGCACCAAAGCGUCGAACGACGAGUGGGGCGAAGGUGUAGGGCGCGGUGGUAGCAAACGAUCGACGGUCGCUCGCUGGCACAGCUUUCAGCAGCCCAAAGUUUCACCGAUCGAAGUGGUGCAGCAACAGCCAGCGGCAGCGGCCCCGGCACCCGAUCAUCUGCUGACCGUUGCUAGCAUCCAUCCGGUUAAGGAUGGCGAUGCGCAGCGUAAGCAGCAACACAAACAGUGGCAACUAGUCAGCAGUACGAACGCAACCGGUACCACCGGAAGCAGACCUGUGGAAGGGGCCAAGCAGCUGCCACUCGAUUCUGCGGCCACCGGCACUGCAGCUGGUGGCGCACGUUCGAGUGGGCCCGGGCUACGAAUGUCGGAAAUGUCCUGCGGACAGUUGCUGGUGGUUCGGAAACUGGGGCUAGUCAAACUUACCGGGUACAUGGAGCGCCACUGUCCGACGCAUCGGUCCGGCUGGAACUGGGACCUGCCGAAGUUUAUCAAGCGCAUCAAAACUCCCGACUACAAGGAUCGGAAGGUGUUCGGUAUGCCGCUGGUGCUGAAUCUGCAGCGGUACGGCAGCACCGUACCGUACACGAUACGGAUGGCGUUUGCGUGGCUCGAACGCAACGCACUCGAUCAGGUCGGGCUGUUCCGGAAGCCGGGCGUAAAAUCGCGUAUCGCAAAGCUCAAGUCGGUGAUCGAGACGAGCAACGACGUGGGGUGCCGAAGUGAGCUGUUCGACGAGUAUCACGCUUACGAUGUGGCAGACCUGUUGAAGCAAUACUUUCGCGAGUUGCCCGAUGCGCUGUUAACGGCAAAGCUGUCCGAAACGUUUAUCGCCAUAUUCCAAUAUCUGCCGGACGAGGUGCGUGCCGAAGCGGUCCAGUCGGCCAUUCUGCUUUUACCCGACGAACAUCGGGAGGUGCUGCAUUUGCUGCUUACAUUCCUUGAUAAGGUAGUGCAAAGUUCUUCCCUCAACCAGAUGACGGCCAACAAUCUGGCUGUUUGUUUUGCGCCCUCACUGUUUUACUUACUCACCGGCAACAGAUACACCACGGCGUCACCGAGGAGAAAGAAAACAGGUACUGGCUCCGGUACGCCGGACGAACGGGAACUUUCGGAAGCGAAGGCGUCGCACGAGUGUCUCGCCUUCAUGAUCGACCGCUUCCACAGUCUGUGGACGAUCACCAGCGAUCAGAUGCGAUGGUGUAACUUCAACUACAUGGACGAAUCGAAACCGGUACCGCUCGCUUCGUUGGGCGCCGAAAUGCACGUUCAAAACUGGCGUGGCUACUUGUCGGAGUGCCUCAAUGAGUGCCUGCGUCAAGGACGCGAACGGCCACGUGGUUGGGUGUCGUUAAGCUCAACCGAUCCUUCGGUGGCCGUGUUCUUCAAGAAGGUUGGAGACGGCCACCCGCUGCGGCUGUGGAAAUGCGUUACGGAGGUGGAAGCCCCACCGAUGGAGGUCAUCCAGCACAUCGUCAACGAGCGGCCCCUGUGGGACGCCUAUCUGCUCAAAUGGCGCACGAUCGAGCAACUCGAUCAGGAUGCUGAUGUCUUCCAGUAUGCGUGCGGCCAACCCAUCACCGAGUACUGCGUCGUUCGUCAAUGGAAAAACGAUCUUCCCCGUGGGGCGUGCGCGAUCGUGGAGCUGUCGAUUUCCCACGAGAACGCAACUCCGUUGCUGGGAGGCGUCGCUGGAGUGGUGCUAGCGUCGCGCUACCUUAUCGAACCGUGCGGCAGUGGCAAGUGCAAACUGAUGCACCUGUCGCGCGUCGACAUGAAAGGCCGGACGCCCGAUUGGUACAACAAAAACUACGGCCACAUCUGUCAGCAAUACCUGUCGAAGAUUAAGAAAUUCUUCGAACACUGCACCGAGGGACCUGAGACUAAAGUGUAAACGUAAGUACGCAGCGCAAGUGACGCCACGACACGGUGCCAAGAAAACAGACGGGGAUCGCGUGUAUGCGUAGCAAUAUGAUCAUAAUUCUAUGCUAAGCGAAGCUCAGCGUGGUGUACAAAACUAGAAAGGGCGCAGCAAGGCGGACGAAUCUCAAAUUGCGCUCUUUGACGGGGAUGUUUUGUCGUUAAUGAUCUUUUCUUGUUGUACGAGAAAAGCAGCUCCACCAAAAGUGUGUGCCCUUCGCCCGACCGUACGUGUGUCCCACCCCCCGUUCUGAACCAUUUGUUCGUACUGGGCGCAUUAGUUGGGACAAAGGCUUCCGCGGGAUGAGCGGAAUAGGGGGAAAAUACGGCCCAACCUACGAACCAGUUUGAUUCCCAAAACAUUCCAAACCUUCAUUACCAAGUGCCUAUUAAAAUCAAACAUUAUACACAAUAACACGACACGAUGUUGUUUAUCCCCGGGGGGAGACGCCCGGCACCAUUGUUGUCCAUGUUUGUCCAUUGUUAUUGGUGCGCGUUCCACAUGUAACUACGUAUGUAUUGAUAAGAACAACUGUUUCGUCGGUGACUCUCUUGCUACAGAGCACAGGGUUUCAAGAGGCGCGCAUUGUAUUAAAGCAGAAAAGCAUCCAGUUAGAAAGAGUAGUAGAUGACAGAGCCACUCUCAACUAAAACUAGUCCAAUCACACAAAUCUUAACCCAAAAUACGUUGCAACAGCCUGUUUUUGUUGGAGUUCGUGUACGACUUUCUACUUGUAAUAUAACCGUGUCGUAGUUGCAUUAUACCGUUACAAACCAUCCAGUUAGUCUGUUUUACACAUUUAGCGUUGACUAGUGUAGCAUUUAAUUUGUUAAGCUUGUUUUUUGUUUAUUACUAGCGUUAGGAACUUUGCAUUCGAUCGAAGGCAUUGAGCAAAAGCAUACACAUCAUUUAUCAGGCGUGUGGAGUAGUCACGUAGUCAGUUAAGUUAAGAAGAUGGAAAGCAAACAAUUGAAGGACCGUGAAAACCACACAACCCAAGGGACCAACAAGCACCAAAAAUCGGCGACAUCAACAGGUUUCAUCACCAGAAGACCCAACGCACACCUUCCGUGCUGUUGUUGAUGGUGGCAGUAAAGCAGAGACUCAGAUCACCCAGUGAAAACACAGAUAUUCUUUCCGACGCUGCCGUAGGAUCUGUAAAAACGGAUCAGAACAACCCUUACAAACAUACACACGCAGCUGGUGCUUGCAGGCAGGUCACGUUCGACAUUACUCCUACGGUGUGGUGAUAAGCACCAGCACCGGGUUUUG